Puccinia triticina is the source of this 1800-nucleotide messenger RNA. RefSeq lists its product as uncharacterized. The transcript has 4 exons. The coding region runs from base 1 to 1800 and encodes 599 amino acids. Gene Ontology annotation, molecular function: 2-(3-amino-3-carboxypropyl)histidine synthase activity. Lineage: Eukaryota; Fungi; Basidiomycota; Pucciniomycetes; Pucciniales; Pucciniaceae. Gene Ontology annotation, biological process: protein histidyl modification to diphthamide. The record is from RefSeq and is a predicted model, not a curated record.
AUGCAAGAACCAGUGAAGAGCGAACGAACCAUGUCCGAGCACAAGCAGUCGACCAUCCCCGAGGAAUCCUCAGCUUCAAACCAACAAGUAGAAAUCCUGUCCGACUUCAAGAUACUCGAGACUGUUCAAUGGAUCAACCGACACGCUUUCACUAUCGUCGGCUUACAGUUCCCAGACGAGCUAUUGCCUUUAUCUGUCCCCAUCUUCAGAUUACUCAGAUCGAAAUUGGUUUCGGAUGAGAUCGAGUUGUAUAUCAUGGCUGACACGACCUACGGAAGCUGCUGUGUUGACCAUGUUGCCGCCCAGCAUGUUCACGCCCAGGCGGUGGUACAUUAUGGACAGGCUUGUUUGAGCAUAACCCCUUCAUUACCGGUGUUUUACGUCCUUCCGAUAUUGCCAAUUUCCGAUGAGAUGGUCGAGCAUGCUGCCCAAAGGCUGGUCGAUUCUUUAUAUGCUAUGGAUCCAGCAUUCGACGUAUCAAAUCAUACGAACCAGAUACUGUUAAUGUAUGACGUGGGAUAUCAUUGGAAGAGCGAAAGCAUUUCAAACUACCUCAAUACUAAAUUCAACCUACCAAUCGUCAGACAUGAGCUUGGUCUGAUAGAAGGAAGAAACCUCCCAAUACCUCCGGACGUAUCACCCAGCGCAGUACCCUCAACCAAUCAAUGUAGUGAGCAAACGUGCAGUCAAUCUUCUUGCCAAGACUCAAAACCUUGCUCUGAUCAGCCCAUCGCUUGUGCAACAUCAAGACCAACGACACCAACAACAAACGCUUCAAUUGGUAAAGCAUCUGGUUUAUCCGUUUUACCUCCGAUCACUAGAGAGCAAAAGAACGACUACUCUCGUUACCAAGCGGUGUUUUAUAUCGGGAAUGAAUCUUCCAGAUUGACGCAUUUCCUAGUCACGCAUCCUGAUCUGCCAGUGAUAGCCAUCGAUCCCAAUCAGAGUAAAGAUGACACAAAUAAUCACUCCCGCUUACAACAAACCAACCGGACCAAGAAGCUGUUAAUGAGACGGUAUGCCACGAUCCAAAAAGCCCGUGAUGCGGACGUCUUUGGGAUCUUGGUCGGGACACUUGGAGUUCGACACUAUUUGGAAAUGAUCAAUCGGACCAAGAAAUUAAUCGAGCACAGUUUCAAAAAGAAAGCUUAUAUCAUUUCGGUGGGCAAGCUGAAGCCAGAGAAACUUAUGAAUUUUGCCGAGAUCGAAGCCUGGGUCUUGAUCGACUGCCCUGAAAGCUCGCUGCUAACCCUUGAUGGCAAAACCGGCGAACGAUUCGAUCCCAAGCAAUUCGGUGCACCGAUCGUCACGCCAUGGGAGCUGGAAAUCGCUCUCAACAGUUGUAUUGAAUCGACCAGCGAGGAUGAGCCGAACAACCAGAAACGAGCGUGGGAUGGGAAACUCGUUCUUGAUUUCGAAAAUAUUCUUUCCAUCUGGCAGGCUGAGGAUACGCUUCAUUCCUCAGCACCCCCUGAAGCACAUGUCAAUCAAAGUGGUGACAUCGAUCAAGAAGUAGAGCCGGUUUUUUCAAUGGUCACUGGUGGUUAUAAAUACCGAAAGAAUUGGAAUGAUGAUCACGAAUCAGCAUGCAAAUCAAAAGAAAUCGAAAGAUCGGAGAUUAGUGACAAGCACGAAUUGAUACAAUCUGUCAAGGGAGCUGCGAGUCAAUACGCUCUGAAUCAUCGGACUUACUUUGGCUUGGAACCUCGGUUUGGGCUCGACCCUCCGUCGAAAGUCACGCCUGGAAGAUUUGGUAUCCCACAGGCCUAUCAGGACGACCAUCCCAACUCAACAUCUUGA